Messenger RNA from Coturnix japonica (Japanese quail), 6880 nucleotides. NCBI's taxonomy places the organism in Eukaryota, Metazoa, Chordata, Aves, Galliformes, Phasianidae. The record is from RefSeq and is a predicted model, not a curated record.
CCUCUGGUUGCGUUGUCGGAUGUAAUGAUGAUUUACCGACACUCCCUUGGAAGUGACUGGGAUUCUUCUGCCUGGCAGUUUGAAAAAGUUGUGUACGGGAUCCCUGCGCUUCUGCCAGAGCCAGAUGGGGGAUUCUGCUUUGUCUGGACUGUGUUGUGUUUUAGCUGGUUCCUGGGAUUCACACAGGGAAACUCUGAAGAUGUGGAUGUUCUUCAGAGGCUGGGCCUGGGAGGGAGAAGGCCAUCGAGCGGAUUGUCCUCAUCACAUGCCAUUCCUCAAGGGGUCAUUCCUCUCAAAUCAGGGGUUAUCUUUACUCAGCGAGCACGCAUCGAAGCGCCCAUCAGCACCAUCUUCCCUGCAGGCUCCAGCACUGACCUGCUCCUAGUGCUGAGCCUGUGCUCCCACCGCAUCAACAACGCCUUCCUCUUUGCAGUCAAGAGCAAAAAGAAAAGACUGCAGCUGGGGGUUCAGUUUGUGCCUGGGAAGAUAAUAGUGUACGUGGGCCACAAGCGCUCUGUAUAUUUUGAUUACAAUGUUCACGAUGGCCAGUGGCACAAUAUGGCCAUCAAUAUCCGUGGCCAGACAGUCACUUUAUUUACUUCUUGUGGGAAGCACAGAGUACAUGCGGAUUUGCAUUUUAAAAAGGACGAGGCAUUGGAUCCACAUGGAUCUUUCCUCUUUGGGAAGAUGAACCAUCACUCGGUGCAGUUUGAAGGAGCCAUCUGCCAGUUCGAUAUUUAUCCUUCCGCCAAGGCAGCUCAUCAUUACUGUAAAUACCUGAAAAAACAGUGCAGGCAAGCAGAUACCUACCGGCCAAACCUGCCCCCGCUCAUUCCCAUCCUGCCCAGGGAUCCCAGUGCCUCCCCCAGUACUCCACAGCAUACGGAGCCCUUGCUUCAGGGUCUGAAAAACUUGACCACUGCCACUCCAUCCUUGGCGUUUGGCAAGGUCACUGCACCCCUCAAGACUCGGGGUUCAGGUGCUACAACUGUUGCCUUGGUCUCGUCCCAGCCGCCACUGCCAAGACAGACAACCAAAGCCACAAAGGUUACGGUGGCUCCAUCCAGUACUGGCACACAGCCGCCCACCCGUUCACUGCCUCGGGGGACGGUGACACCCCUCAGGGUGUCUCGACCCACUUCCAGCACACACACAGGGGAGAAAACUCCCCUGUCCAGUGCCAAAAAGGCCCAGCCAACAAGCCCCAGCCCUGCCACGGCCAGCAGGAAAGAGACCAAGCAAGAGACCAAAAAGAAGAUCAACCAAAAACCAACCACCAAGUCCUCUGAAGCACCCAGUACUGUAAAGCCGACCAGGAGGAGGAUUGACAACACAACCAGCAGCAUCCACUUUGUCACCCUGAAGCAAACCCCACAGACUCCAACCACCGGACCCCUUCCAAAGAAGCACGUGCCAGCCCCCAGCAGGAAAGGGGAUCUUGGCAAUGUCACCCUGGUGUACACCAAACCUCCCCUGGGGGCUGCCCAUCCUGUCUCCAGAGCACAGGCUCAGGCCUUCAACCUCACCACCCCAGCUGCAACUGAUGGCUAUCAGAUCUUCGACCCCCUUGGGCCCACUCCGUUUCCAUUUCUACUGGGAUACCCAGGAGUGAAAGGAGACAGAGGACCUCAGGGUCCACCAGGUCUGCCGGGCUUACCAGGACCACCAGGCAAAAGAGGUUCCCGAGGUCCUCCAGGUCCCCAUGGAAACCCUGGCUCACCUGGACCCCCAGGCCUGAAAGGUCAGAAAGGUGAUCCUGGGCUGUCGCCUGGAAAAGCUCGCAGAGGACCAAAGGGAGAUGUGGGCUUACCUGGUCUGACUGGGUUCCCUGGGCCACCUGGUAGAAAGGGAUAUAAAGGCUACCCUGGACCACCAGGUCACCCUGGAGACCAGGGUGAACGAGGACCAGCCGGCAGCCCUGGUGCCAAAGGUUAUCCUGGCAGGCAGGGCUUACCUGGCCCCAUAGGGGAAGCUGGUCCAAAAGGCAGUCGGGGGUAUAUUGGUCUUCCAGGAUUAUUUGGGCUACCAGGGGCUGAUGGAGAACGAGGGAUCCCUGGAGUUCCUGGGAAGAGGGGCAAGAUGGGUAGGCCGGGUUUUCCUGGUGAUUUUGGGGAACGAGGACCUCCAGGCAUCGACGGGAACCCAGGAGAAUUGGGAGCCCCAGGUCCUCCUGGAGUCCUUGGACUCAUUGGUGACAUGGGCUCUGUUGGACCUAUUGGUUAUCCAGGACCAAAGGGCUUAAAGGGACUGAUGGGAAACCCUGGAGAACAUGGACUGAAAGGUGAUAAGGGUGACCAGGGAGGAGCAGGUCUUCCAGGAGAUAUUGGCUUCCAAGGAGACAAGGGUAGCCACGGUUUGCCUGGGCUCCCUGGGGCACGAGGGAAACCAGGCCCUGUGGGAAAAGUUGGUGACAUGGGUCCGAUGGGGUUUCCAGGACCUCCUGGCCCUGAGGGCUUCCCAGGGGACAUCGGCCCGCCAGGAGAAAACGGCCCCGAAGGUCCAAAGGGGAAGCCGGGAGCGCGGGGUUUACCUGGGCCAAGAGGGCUGCCUGGACAAGAGGGAGAUGAAGGACCCAUAGGACCAUCAGGAGUCCCUGGUUCAGAGGGUCGACCUGGCCGGAAGGGAUUUCCAGGAAGACCUGGUCCUGAUGGUCCCAAGGGCGAGCCAGGAAACAACGGCCGGCCGGGGAAAGUUGGUGAGCAGGGUCUAAUGGGAUUCAUUGGUCCAGUAGGGGAGCCUGGAAUAGUGGGAGAAAAGGGUGACCGUGGCUCAGUGGGACCCCCAGGCCCUCCUGGAGACAAGGGGUCGAUGGGGCACCCUGGAAUACCAGGAGCAGUGGGUUUUCCCGGAAUCCCUGGACCAGCAGGUCCGGCAGGAGCCCGCGGUGCACCAGGGAUCAGAGGGGUGAAGGGCCGUCGGGGUGCCAGAGGGCCUGAUGGACCAGUAGGCGAGCCAGGGUCACGCGGUGCCAAGGGCCGUCCAGGGGAGCCAGGCAAGCUGGGGCCAGAUGGGCUGCAGGGGAAGAUGGGUGAGACUGGGGAGACAGGAUCCCGUGGCUUUCCAGGUAUCCAAGGGCCUUCUGGACCUCCAGGAGCAAAAGGGGCACCAGGCGACCCGGGUCCACAAGGACCACGGGGACCACCUGGACCUUUGGGAGAAAUCGGCCAUAAGGGACCGCCUGGCCCAAUGGGACCACCUGGCCUCGCAGGUGAACCUGGCAUGAAGGGUGAUCCUGGCCAGCUGGGAGUUCCUGGAGAGCAAGGUCUCAUUGGUCAAAGAGGAGAAAUGGGGCUGGAAGGGGACAGUGGGCCACCUGGUCCAGAUGGAGCCAAGGGAGACAAAGGAGAGCAAGGCCUGGAUGGAGAGAAAGGAGAAAAAGGCACUGAAGGACUGAAGGGAAAAGAAGGGCCUCCUGGAUAUCCUGGCAUCACAGGUGUCCGAGGACCAGAAGGGAAACCAGGAAAACAGGGAGAAAAGGGCAAGCCUGGCCAGAAGGGCAGCAAGGGCUACCAGGGGCAGCUUGGAGAGACAGGACCUCCAGGGAAGGAGGGGCCGAAGGGGAACCAAGGCCCUAAAGGAUCCCGAGGUACCCUGGGACCUAUGGGUGCUCCAGGAAGGAUGGGUGCUCAGGGGGAGCCUGGCUUGAAGGGUUACCAGGGACACGCUGGACCACCAGGGCCAAUUGGACCACCGGGGCCAAAGGGUGAGAAGGGAGAACAAGGUGAUGACGGGAAGGUGGAAGGCCCACAAGGACCACCCGGAGACAGAGGUCCCUUUGGUGACAGAGGAGAUCGAGGGGAGCCCGGAGACCCUGGUUAUCCUGGCCAAGAAGGGCUUGAUGGAGAAAGAGGAAAACCUGGACAGCAAGGCUUACCUGGGGAUCCUGGACCACCAGGCCAGCCAGGAGCAAAGGGAUCCAAAGGUGAUGUGGGUCAAAAAGGGAAGCAAGGAGCACGAGGCAGUGCUGGGAGCAGAGGCUCACCGGGCACUCUUGGGCUACCUGGUCCUCGAGGAGUGGUGGGAAGGCAGGGCCAGGAGGGUGCCCCUGGAGUGGAUGGAGUGCCUGGGAAGGACGGUCUGCCUGGGGUGCUGGGAGAGCAGGGAGAUGAUGGGGAAGAAGGCAUAACAGGGAUGGCAGGCAAAAGAGGGAACCCCGGCGUACCAGGACUGCCUGGGGCACAGGGACCACCAGGAUUCAAGGGUGAAAGAGGAUUGCCUGGACAGAAUGGCCAAACAGGGAAGAGAGGAUCACUGGGAGGAAUGGGUCUCCCAGGGAGCCCUGGAGAUCCAGGACCCAAAGGCCAACCGGGAGACUUUGGGGAGACGGGAUUCCCAGGGAUCGCUGGCAUCUUUGGGCCAAAGGGACCCCCAGGAGACCCCGGUUUCAAAGGCAUUCAGGGACCACGUGGUCCACCUGGCCUCAUGGGUAAAGAAGGCAUUAUUGGUCCACAUGGCAUUCAGGGUCCCACAGGAAACCCGGGACCGAAGGGGGACAAAGGCAGCCGUGGGGACAUGGGGCUUCAGGGCCCAAGGGGUCCUCCAGGCCCACGAGGACAGCCUGGCCCUCCGGGACCGCCAGGAAUUCCAGCUUCAUUUCAACAAGAUGGCUUUGGGGCUGCUUUCCGGACACUGGUUGACUCCAACACGGCGCUCAAGACAGAGGGUUACCAACACCCAGACCUUCUCAUGCUGGACCAUGGAGGGGAGAUCUUUAAGACUCUACACUACCUCAGCAAUCUCAUUCAGAGCAUCAAGAGACCCCUGGGCACCAAGGAAAACCCUGCACGCAUCUGCCGAGACCUCAUGAACUGUGAACAGAAGAUGAAGGAUGGUACCUACUGGAUCGAUCCCAAUCUGGGCUGUUCCUCAGACACCAUCCAAGUCAUCUGCAACUUCACCAAUGGUGGGCAGACGUGUCUCAGCCCCAUCACCGUCUCCAAGCUGGAUUUUGACGUCGGCAGAGUCCAGAUGAACUUCCUGCGCCUGCUGAGCUCGGAGGUGGUGCAGCACAUCACCAUCCACUGCCUGAACACCUCUGUCUGGAGGGAGGGCUCUGCUGAGAAGCCUUCGCAGAAAGCCGUGCGCUUCAAGGCAUGGAACGGGCAGAUGUUUGAGGCAGAGGGGCAGCUGAAGCCGGAGGUGGCAGCUGAUGAUUGCAAGAUCAAGGAUGGACGCUGGCAUCGGACCCUCUUUUCCUUUCGGACACAGGACACCCAGCAGCUGCCAAUCGUCAACAUCUACAACCUUCCCCCAUCCGAGCCAGGAAAGCAAUAUCACCUCGAGGUCGGCCCCGUGUGCUUCCUUUGAACACUGCCAUCAAACCCGGGCUCCAAGGCUUUGACCCCACUUCUGGCCUAUGUCUUUACACAGGGUCUCUGCAGCAAGGACAGCUGGGCUGUGUCUUUUGGGUCAACUCUUGCUCUAGCCUUUGGCUCAAGGUCUCAAAGAACCCGUGAUCUACUGAACUCAGCAGGUUGUUGAAAGGAGGAAUACGAAGGACGUAGGGGAAGCGGGUAUCGGUUGGGACGUGACCGGUGCAAAGGGAUCAGGGGACGAGGUGUCGCACGUGGUUCCACACACAAAAAGCUUUUUCCAUAACCAAAGAAGAAAAGAAAACCUUGAGAGAAACCUCAAGCGACACCCAGCAUGUGGUUUCCCCACCCUCCCCCCACCCUAUUUUUUGCCUUACCUGGUUCCCAAGUUACCAAAUGUUCUUCCCAUUGAGAAGUAAUUCAGAGCUGAUAGGGCUUCCCUCGCAGAGCUGGGCGCCUCCUGGAUGGAGCUGCAAUGCAACACUCUGCGUACCGGAACCAUUUUGAUGUGCAAUAUUAGAAGAAACAAAUAUAUAUAUAUAUACAUAUAUAUAUAUAUAUAAUAUUAUUUAAAGCAAAAAAAAAGAAAAGAAAAAAAAAAUAGGAAAAAAAAACUAAAGUUGCUCCUUCCAUGAGUGAAGUCGAACCAACGUCCCUUCUCGUGUGCGUGGUGUUGGGGUGGGGGAGAGUCCCAAAGCUGAAAGGGGGGGAAUGGAAGGAGGAGAAGGGAAGAGAUUGGUGCUACAAUAGAGAGAGAGGAUGGGCUCGUCUGAUUUGUUUCUACCUCUCACUGUGAAAUCUCUGGUGCUCUUAAAACAAAGUGUGUUAUUUUAUAUAUAUGAUUUUAUUUAAGGUUGUGAAGGUGCUACAGUGGCUUGCCACAGACCCAAAAUCAAAAGCCCAUCGGGACCACCUCUGUAGGAAGAGAGGAGGUCACGAGCUACAGCUGAAUCACAGAAACACCUUUUAAAGGGAUCUUUCCAUUGCCACGGGUGCCAACCCUGCACAACAACUCAGAGCGCACCCGACGUGCACCUUUCAGGCUAUGACUUUCCAAGCAGAUUUACCUUCUCGUUCGUUCAGUUUGUUUGUCUGUUUGUUUUUAAACCAGCACUUCAACUGCUCUGCUUGGGGAGCGGGGCUGCAGCUCAUCCCAUGUUGCUUUAUGGGGUCAGCUGCCCCAGAGCUGUGCUGGCAUUGACCCACAGCCACACGUGCAGCUCUGAGCUCAUAUAUAACACCCAGCCCUGCUCCCCUUCUAUCCGGGCCCCUCUGCCACAUCUGAAAGCACCGUGCCUUGUUAUCACAACGCAGCCGGGCUCGCAGGGGUUGUGUUUUGUUAAGCUGUGUAGAAAUUUAGGCUCUGUAUGUAAAUUUGGAGGAUUGUUUGUUGUUUUGUUUCGUUUUGUUUUUUUUUUCAAAAGAGGAUAAUUACGGUAAUCUUUAAUUCUAUAUAAGGAAUAAUAUUGAUGUAUCCGGAGCUGUACUGUAUCGGAAAUGCUUCAGUGCCUGUUUGGGGUGUUCACCUCUCCUAAGGACUGCGGAGUUUAUUUUUUUGAGGAAAAAAA